ACGAUGACGUCGACGAAGACGAUGACGUCGACGAAGACGAUGACGUCGACGAAGACGAUGACGUCGACGAAGACGAUGACGUCGACGAAGACGAUGACGUCGACGAAGACGAUGACGUCGACGAAGACGAAGACGAUGACGUCGACGAAGACGAUGACGUCGACGAAGACGAUGACGUCGACGAAGACGAUGACGUCGACGAAGACGAUGACGUCGACGAAGACGAUAACGUCGACGAAGACGAUGACGUCGACGAAGACGAUGACGUCGACGAAGACGAUGACGUCGACGAAGACGAUGACGUCGACGAAGACGAUGACGUCGACGAAGACGAUGACGUCGACGAAGACGAUGACGUCGACGAAGACGAUGACGUCGACGAAGACGAUGACGUCGACGAAGACGAUGACGGCUCGAUUUUGGAGGAUAAUAAUGUCGUUGUUGUUGACGCUGUUAAUGCUGUUGUUGUUAUUGUCGGUGGUGUCAUUUUAGUUGUUAGUGUAGUUCUAGCCGCUGUUGUUGUUGCUGUUGUUGUUAAGGCCGGUGUCAUUGUACAUGUUGACUAA
Molecule: messenger RNA, 566 nt
Organism: Octopus sinensis (East Asian common octopus)
Lineage: Eukaryota; Metazoa; Mollusca; Cephalopoda; Octopoda; Octopodidae
Product: prostatic spermine-binding protein-like
Exons: 3
Source: RefSeq, a predicted model, not a curated record